Mesocricetus auratus (golden hamster) is the source of this 3681-nucleotide messenger RNA. RefSeq names its product ankyrin repeat domain 13C (gene Ankrd13c). Gene Ontology annotation, molecular function: protein binding. The record is from RefSeq and is a predicted model, not a curated record. Gene Ontology annotation, cellular component: cytoplasm. NCBI's taxonomy places the organism in Eukaryota, Metazoa, Chordata, Mammalia, Rodentia, Cricetidae. Bases 91 to 1761 code for a protein of 556 amino acids. The transcript is spliced from 13 exons.
CCGCCGCCGUCGCCGCCGCUGCGGCCGCUCCUCCGGCUCGGCCCGCGGUGAGCCCUCCCGGAGCCCGCCCUGCGCGCCUCGGCGGCGGCGAUGACCGGAGAGAAGAUCCGCUCCCUGCGGAGGGACCACAAGCCCAGCAAAGAGGACGGGGACGUGCUGGAGCCCUGCGAGGAGGAGGCGACGGCCGCGCUCGGCGGCGCCUUCACCGGGGGCAGGAGCGGCGCGGGCGGCGGCGGAGGAGGCAAGGGCGGCAAGGCCGGCCAUAAGAUCUUCAGCAGCCACCACCACCAUCACCACCACCACCAUCACCACCAUCACCGGCUGCAGCUGCUGAAGGCUCCCGCCGCCGCGCCGGGACCCGGAUCCGGAGCCCCGGCCCCGGCGCCACAACACAACGCGGUGACCGCCACCUGCCCGGCCCCGGCCUGCCUGGGCGUCCACCCGGCGGCGGACGGAGGCAGCUGCCCCUCCCUCUACCCGGUGCACGAGUGCGUCUUCAAGGGAGACGUGCGGAGGCUGUCCUCGCUCAUCCGCACGCACAAUAUCGGGCAGAAAGAUAAUCACGGAAACACUCCUUUACAUCUUGCUGUGAUGUUAGGAAAUAAAGAGUGUGCACAUUUACUGUUGGCUCACAAUGCUCCAGUAAAGGUGAAAAAUGCUCAGGGAUGGAGCCCUCUGGCGGAAGCCAUCAGCUAUGGAGACAGACAGAUGAUCACAGCUCUUCUAAGGAAACUCAAGCAGCAGUCCAGGGAGAGUGUUGGAGAAAAACGACCUCGGUUAUUAAAAGCACUGAAAGAGUUAGGUGACUUUUACCUUGAACUUCACUGGGAUUUUCAAAGCUGGGUGCCUUUGCUUUCCCGAAUUCUGCCUUCUGAUGCCUGUAAAAUAUACAAGCAAGGUAUCAACAUCAGGCUGGACACAACUCUCAUAGACUUUACUGACAUGAAGUGCCAACGAGGGGAUCUAAGCUUCAUCUUCAAUGGGGAUGCUGCACCCUCUGAGUCUUUUGUAGUAUUAGACAAUGAACAAAAAGUGUAUCAGCGAAUACACCAUGAGGAGUCAGAGAUGGAAACAGAAGAAGAAGUUGAUAUUUUAAUGAGCAGUGAUAUUUAUUCUGCAACUUUAUCAACCAAAUCGAUUUCUUUCACACGUGCCCAAACUGGAUGGCUUUUUCGGGAAGAUAAAACAGAAAGAGUAGGAAACUUUUUGGCAGACUUUUAUCUGGUGAAUGGACUUGUUCUAGAAUCAAGGAAAAGAAGAGAACACCUCAGCGAGGAGGACAUUCUGCGGAAUAAGGCCAUCAUGGAGAGCCUGAGCAAAGGCGGAAGCCUAACGGAGCAGAACUUUGAGCCGGUUAGAAGACAGUCCCUUACCCCUCCUCCUCAGAACACUAUUACGUGGGAAGAAUACAUUUCUGCUGAAAAUGGAAAGGCACCACACCUGGGCAGGGAACUGGUGUGCAAAGAGAGCAAGAAGACAUUUAAAGCCACUGUAGCCAUGAGCCAGGAAUUUCCCCUGGGAAUUGAGUCAUUAUUGAAUGUUCUAGAAGUAAUAGCACCCUUCAAGCACUUUAACAAGCUUAGAGAAUUUGUUCAAAUGAAGCUUCCUCCAGGCUUUCCUGUAAAAUUAGAUAUCCCCGUGUUUCCCACCAUCACAGCCACUGUGACUUUUCAGGAGUUCAGAUGUGAUGAAUUUGAUGGGUCCAUCUUUGCCAUCCCUGAAGACUACAAGGAAGACCCAAGUCGUUUUCCUGACCUUUGACUGACUGACCCAGAAGAGCAAGAGGCUCCAGAUGGCAGGGACAGAGCAGAGGGUCUACACAUCAGUGAUGUGGUGAGAAAUGGACCUCUAAUAAAACGUCUGGAGCUUCCUGAUGUGCCAUUCAUCUUUUUAAAGUCACUUCCUGUCUGUCAUAGUUUGACACCCAGUGACCCUGAGACCUUCCUAUGUACAGCAGCUGUGAGUGCUGUGAUUUGUUUUUAAAGAUUUUUACACUUCCUGUUGGAAUAUAUAUGCAUAUAAAUAUAUCUAUAGCUAUAUCUAAAACACUCCUGGACCAUUAACGUAAAUUCAGUGUCUUAAGAGAUAUGAAAUCCCUUGAACCAUGUCACCUUUCUCCAGGGUGCCAUGUAUAAAUGUUUCUUUAAACUUUGUUUUCAUCAUUAUGUAGAAUUCUUUAAUUUGAAUGUUCAAUGAACUAGAAGGAAAUGAGUUUUCCGAGGUGAACAGAGCAAUGGUAACCAUCAGGGAAUGUGGUGCCCCACCCCCCAGCACCUCGGUAACAGUUGCAUUUACAGCUGCAAUGCAUUCCAAGGGAGUGCUCCCUGCAGGGAAUGCGGUGCCCUGCCCCCCAGCACCUUCAUGCAGCGCAGCGUGGUGCUCUUUGUUUUAUCUGAAUCCUUUUUCAGUGAAACUGUUUGUUACUGAUCUUCCUUUCAUAGAACCUCUUAUUUUGUUUGUUUGUUUUUGUUUUCCUAAACUUGAGUAUAAAGGUUCUUGUUUUGUUGAUAGGUACGGUAACAUGCCUACAGCUAGCCCUCUCUCAAGUAUCAGCACUUUAAAACAAAUUCCAAAUUCUUAAACUUGCUUCCUAGUAAGUGCACAUAAGACAGAUUAUUUUUAAUGGAAUAUGGAUGUAUUGGUGUCAAUUUUAAAAAAUACAUAUUUUGGACAACUAUGUAAUGCUUUCAAAAUAAGGUAAAAACAUUUUAUAUGCUACAAUAUAUUUGUUACAGGCUAAAAGUCCAGAAACAUGCAAGAUUGACAGUUUUUCUUAAGUCACAGGAAAAUAUUUACUGAUUUCUGUCUCCAAAGUGUUAAAAUCAUGCAUUAUUCAUUUUUGCACUUAAAUUUUUCAUAUUUAUUACAAGAUGGUUUGAAGGUCCAAGAAUGAAAAGAAAUUAGGGAGACUUAUGUCUAAGUCAUAAGGUAUCAUGGUCUAUUAAAGACUUAGCUAAAUGUUUAUAAACUGUCCUGAUGAAAUGUGUCAAGGAUGCGCCUGUCAGGUUGCUACAGAGUGACCCAUAGUUUAAACUUGUUACCAAGAUUUUAAACAUUUUUAUUGAAGGGUUGACUUGUUUAAAAACUCAAAGAAUCAGCCAUCAGAUAUUUAUCUUUCUACGGUUACAUCUCACAUAGUGAUUCCACCUUGUGUAUGUUGACAUUUUAUUACUUUUUUAAGAAAAAUAUCAAGAGUUACAAAUUCAAAGCCCUAAUCCCUCCAGUAAGAUAAUUUUAAGAAUCCGGAAGAAGCCCAGAGCUAGCUUGAUUGGAUGGAGGUUUGGCUGCUCCAGUGACUCGGUGAUUGAGUUGUGCUGUCAGUCGAGAGGCCUGAGGUUCGGAAGGGCAGUGACCACUGUUGCUAUAGGCUCCCUGACUCUGUAGACCAUGUAGGAAAAGAUGGUAAAUUGCAACUUGAGACUUAGAAUUUCUUACCAUGUGAAUAUUUUGCUGGGUUACACUGGAGACAGGAGGACUACUGAAAAUCGUUGCACUGGAUUGUACUACUGAUAAUCGUUGCACUGGAUUGUUUUAAGACUUCAAUUUUUCUUUAAUGAAUAGUAGAAUCAGAUUGUCCAUUCCAAAAUGUCUUUUCUCUGAUCACAAAGAACAAAUGUAUCUCUUAUGAUGGUGGAGAAAAAGGAGUUAAUAAUUAAUGCAAAUAAACUUUUCACAAUUAUA